AUUUGUGUGAUCAGUGGCAUUAAAUUAUAAACAUUUAACGGCGGUAACUGGAAUCCACCAAAACACUGAAUUGAUAUAAGUAAAGAUUUUGUAAAUAACCAAAUCUACAGAAUUCAUUUAGACGAUAAAUAAUUCGUGCGAUACGAGGAAGAAGGUAUCCAUUGAAAAUGCCACGGACGAAAAAUGUUCGGAAACCAGAACAGAAACGGGAACGGAAUCUUACAAAAGAAAGUAAUUUAUUAAUGAGAGAUUUUGAGCGUCAGGCACAUUUACGAAUUUUAAAACAGGAAGGAGAAGGAAAAAUGUCAAUAAAAAGUUAUAUAAAUUUUAUUGAUGUUACUUUUUCCCGACUUCCGUCGGAAAUACGGGAGAUGACUCUCGGUGAAAUGCUCAACUGUGAAGUUGAUAAUGAAGAAAAAGAAAAUUGCAACGAAGUUUCGUCGUCAGUCGAUGACUAUUCAUUACCAUCAGUUCCAACGAAAGUAAAAGGAAAGAAAAAUAGAAUUACUGCGUCCGACGAUGGAUACGUAACCGAAGGUGUCGCCACAACACGCUUGUCAAGAGCUCCAAAAAUUACAGAACCUACCCCUGCUAGUAAAACACAUAGCAGUUCAAGAAACAGUAGGGCUAAGCUUAGUCAAGCUAGCCAAGAGUGUAAGACUGUAAAAAAGAUAAGUAAACAAGAAAGGAAUAAAGAAUCAAUAAAACCUAAUAAAUUUAUAACACCUGCGACUCUAAAACCUGGAAAUCAUGAAUUUGGUCUUAUAACGCCAAAAAUUAAACCUAAUACACCAAUGAACGUAUUAAGACGUCCACGACAAGGAGAAAUGGUUCUUAGUAUGCAAGGUAGUCCGUUAUUAGUUUCUUCAAUUGUUCGGGAAAAUACAGCCAAUAUUAAUGUACCUUUGGCUAAUGGUAAUGUUAUAUCUUUAUUACCUAAUGAUGGUUUACGUAUGUCACAUAUUCCUCAAUUAGAUCCAGAAACCAUGAGACAAUUAGAAACUCUAAAGAAUCAUAUUGAGACAGUUAUCUCUGCAAAUUAAGUAUAUAUGUGUAUUUUUGUCAUUUUGGUUACAACUUUAUUGUAACUAAUAAGUAACACCUUCUAAAUAAACCAAAUUAUAUCAAGUUUAAUAUAUUUAAA
Messenger RNA from Osmia bicornis bicornis, 1144 nucleotides. RefSeq lists its product as uncharacterized. Lineage: Eukaryota; Metazoa; Arthropoda; Insecta; Hymenoptera; Megachilidae. The record is from RefSeq and is a predicted model, not a curated record. The transcript has a single exon. Bases 168 to 1043 code for a protein of 291 amino acids. Gene Ontology annotation, biological process: mitotic sister chromatid segregation. Gene Ontology annotation, cellular component: spindle midzone; chromosome passenger complex; chromosome, centromeric region.